AUGAAUUACAAAGCUGCAACUCAAGCUGAUUCCUCUCCAGCAGCUGUUCCUUUGCCGCUUCGUGUUGAGCCCAAAGCAAAGAGUGGUAUCAGGCAGCAAGAUUUGCUGAAGAAGGUUGUCGAGGUUAAACCGAAACGUCCAAGAGUCUCAAGUCCGAGCUUAUCACCUCCUAAAAGAAGCAAUACAGGUCCAGCAGAAGCCAAGGUUCACAAAGAUCAGCUGAAAGUAGAGGCUACUACAGUGUUGAUGAAACUGGACAGACCAGAGAAGCAACCAGGAGCUGACGGUAAAGCAAUGGAAAGCAAUGGGCAAGGUCAAAACGCAUUGAAAGGCUUGUUGGGAUUAGCGUAUGAGUCUUCAGAUGAAGAAGACUGA
This is a messenger RNA of Microthlaspi erraticum, 375 nucleotides long. The record is from the annotation of a GenBank genome assembly. NCBI's taxonomy places the organism in Eukaryota, Viridiplantae, Streptophyta, Magnoliopsida, Brassicales, Brassicaceae.